GUAGCCUGUGCGCAUGCACAGUUUGGGCACUCAGACCCCUUCAGACGUUCGUGGUGGAGCGAGAGGUUCUCGGGAGGAGGGAUGUGCAAAGUCCCUGCUCUGGCUUCUACCCCCAAUUCCACUUCGCAGGACAGCGGCGGGCUAGUCCGUCCUGCGCGCGAUUCUGGAAGUUGGCCCCUUGCUCCUCCCUGGGGUGGGGCUCCCGCUUCGCCCUCCGACUUAAGCCGAGGCCUGCUGGCCCCGUACUUGAGUGCGGAGCUGAAUUCUGGCCACUUUGUCUUCUCCGCAGCCUGCGCUCAUUGCCAAGGGGACAAUGACGGCCUCCUGUGUCCUCCUGCACACUGGACAGAAGAUGCCUCUGAUUGGGCUGGGGACAUGGAAGAGUGAGCCUGGCCAGGUAAAAGCAGCCAUUAAAUACGCGCUUAGUGUAGGCUACCGCCAUAUUGAUUGUGCUGCUGUCUAUGGCAACGAGACUGAGAUUGGAGAGGCCCUGAAAGAGAAUGUAGGACCAGGCAAGGCAGUGCCUCGAGAGGAGCUGUUUGUGACAUCCAAGCUGUGGAAUACUAAGCACCACCCUGAGGAUGUAGAGGCUGCCCUCCGGAAGACACUGGCUGAUCUCCAGCUGGAGUAUCUGGACCUCUAUUUGAUGCACUGGCCUUAUGCCUUUGAGCGGGGAGACAAUCCCUUUCCCAAGAAUGCCGAUGGAACAGUCCGAUAUGAGUCCACCCACUAUAAGGAAACCUGGAAGGCUCUGGAGGCUCUGGUGGCAAAGGGAUUGGUGAGAGCCCUCGGCUUGUCCAACUUCAGCAGUCGGCAGAUUGACGAUGUCCUCAGUGUGGCCUCUGUGCGCCCAGCCGUCUUGCAGGUGGAAUGCCAUCCAUACCUGGCUCAAAGUGAGCUCAUUGCCCACUGUCAAGCUCGAGGCUUGGAAGUAACUGCUUAUAGCCCCUUGGGUUCAUCUGACCGUGCUUGGCGCCAUCCCGAUGAGCCAGUCCUGCUUGAGGAACCAGUGGUCUUGGCACUAGCUGAAAAACAUGGCCGAUCUCCAGCUCAAAUCUUGCUCAGAUGGCAGGUUCAGCGGAAAGUAAUCUGCAUUCCCAAAAGCAUCACUCCUUCGCGUAUCCUUCAGAACAUUCAGGUGUUUGAUUUCACCUUUAGCCCAGAGGAAAUGAAGCAAUUAGAUGCUCUAAACAAAAAUUGGCGGUAUAUCGUGCCCAUGAUUACGGCAUUCUCCAUUCUCCAUUCUCUUGCCUCAGCCUACCAAGUUCUGGGCUACACCAAGCUCUGCUCCAAUGAUCUUGUUCUCUUGAAGUUGGAGAAAAGUAGUAUGGCUCAGGUGUAAUGUAUAUAACCUGUCGAUGGAAAGAGGGUCCCCAGAGAUGCUGGACACCCUCUGUAUCCCUUUAAUGACCCAUACUGAGGCCAUAGUUUCUCAGCCUCCCUUUCAGCUCUCCUGCGAAGUGUUGCCUGCUACACCUGCGAAAGAUAAAGUCAAUAAAGCUAUUGAAGUAUA
Acomys russatus (golden spiny mouse) is the source of this 1513-nucleotide messenger RNA. It is a transcript of the gene Akr1a1, whose product is annotated as aldo-keto reductase family 1 member A1. Gene Ontology annotation, molecular function: aldose reductase (NADPH) activity. The record is from RefSeq and is a predicted model, not a curated record. The transcript has 10 exons. Gene Ontology annotation, cellular component: cytosol. Gene Ontology annotation, biological process: aldehyde catabolic process. The coding region runs from base 314 to 1342 and encodes 342 amino acids. NCBI's taxonomy places the organism in Eukaryota, Metazoa, Chordata, Mammalia, Rodentia, Muridae.